Caenorhabditis briggsae is the source of this 2286-nucleotide messenger RNA. It is a transcript of the gene Cbr-sas-4, whose product is annotated as Protein CBR-SAS-4. The coding region runs from base 1 to 2286 and encodes 761 amino acids. The transcript has 9 exons. The record is from RefSeq and is a predicted model, not a curated record. Lineage: Eukaryota; Metazoa; Nematoda; Chromadorea; Rhabditida; Rhabditidae.
AUGCUGCCAUCAGAAAAUGGCGACGAGGAUCAAGGCAGCCAGAAACCGAAAAGGGCAUAUUUGCGGAAAGGUGAAGGAACUGCCAGAUUCAGAAUGACUAGAAGAUCUGCACCACUUACUUCAAGCCCUGCCAUCAACUUGCCCAGAUUUACUCCGACGAAUUCUGCUCCGAGUUCUGCUCGAACAAUUGACAGUGGAAUCCCCCACGACGACGACACACGACCUCCAACGACUGCGUCACUUCCGCUGGAUCAGCCUUCGGUGUUAGAAAGUCAUGAUAGCGGGAAUCGAUCGGAAAGCAAUGAACGUCGCGAAGAAGACAAUGUUGAAGUAGUCUCCGCGAUGCAGUCAUACGUUCCUGGCGAUAGAAGUAGUUCUGUUCUAGAAACGUGCAGUAAAGUUUCAGAAGAGGCAACACAGUUGCGCGCAGAAGCUGAUCGAAUUACAGCACAAGCGAAUUUCAUCAAUUCGAUGAAGUCUGUGUCGAUUACGCCUUCCUCCUAUUCAUCGAAUAUCUCUGGUCCCAUUUAUCAGUCUACUCCAAAAGGAUCUCUGCGUCACGAUGAUUUGUCUGAUGAUCCGACAUUCCUUCCGCCUCCAUUAGUUCCUCCACGAAAUCAUUCUCCUCAAACUUUAUCAUCUCUUGCUUCUUCUGGAUCACUAGAUACGCCACAAGCUCGACCACUUGCUGGUAAUCGCUUGAAUAUGAUGGUACAAAACGAAGCGCAAACUGGCAUCAGUCUUCUGAACAAUCCGAGAAGGCAACCUAUGCUGCCCGCACAUCAUCAUCCAAGUCAAAAAGAGAAUGUGCCAGAGAGGAAAGCUCCUUCCGAACACGUAUAUGACGAACCUCUUCAAAUUCAACGUCCUCAUCGAAGAAAUCGAGAAGAACAGCGUCAGAAACAUAAUCUUAUGCUCCAGUUAAGAGACACUAUCGCUCAUUUGGAUUAUGCAUCAGAAUGUGUGUGGAGUACGAGAAAGAAACAAGAAGAAGCUUAUGCGAAACGGAUGAAAGAAUUAGAGGAAGAUUUCGAAUCGAAAAUGCAGAUGAUUCAAGAAGACAAUACAUCGGAAGAAGAACGGCUCAAACGAGAGAGAAGAGACAUAGAAAGAGAUAGGAAAAUCUUACAGAAAGGGAUCGGAGAAAGAGAAAAAGAGCAUACACAAAUGAUUGCUAAACUCCGAGAGAAAUUGUCAAAUUCUGAGUCUCAAAACGCGAAACUUCGUCAAGAUAAACGAGCUGUGGAGGAAAAGAUGAAGAAGUUCAUUGAAGAAAAUGAGAAGCUAACGAAGGAUUUAAAUCGCAAUAGAGCUACGUGCCAACGACUGGAGAAACACAUCAAACAAUUGCGAACAGAAAAAGAGAAGGAUGAUAGAGAGAAAGAGAUGUUUGCAAAGGUUGCGAUGAAUCGAAAAGCAGCGGCUUCUGGAAUAGCAACCGGAUCGGCAGCUUCUUCGAGACUUCCAUCUGUGUCAUCUCUAGCGAGCAGCAUGAAAACAGGAUCCACUGGAAAAGGAAGAACAGUCAGUUUUGCAGAUGAUGAACCUGAAGAACAGACAUUGGAAGCUGGUGAAGAAACAAUGCAGCCAGAGUUCAUUAUGAGACCGUACGAAACUAAACAAAGCCGAUUCGGAACAAGUACCAUGUAUCGUGAUUCGAUUGGCGAAACUACACGAGUGACAAGUACAAUCGCAAAUGGAUUGCUUUUCGAAUACUCAAAUGGAGAUUUUAGAUGGAUGAAUCGUCAAAACUCUGUAGAGAUUUACCGUAUCGCUGUCGAUAAAUCCAUCAUUGUGAACCUUCUUCAGUAUAAUAUAUCUUUCAUUUACUUCUUUCAAAGACAAUUAGAAGUUUGGAGACCUGGAAACAAUACUACAUUGAUUAGCGUGAAACGGAGAGAGGUUCGGACCGAAUUACAUUGUGAGAAUGGAACGUAUUAUACAGAAAUGUUCGACCGAAACGGGAGGUACGUCACAAAAGAUUUCUGUCGCCCUGAAGUGUUCAAAGACAUUCCUCCUGGAUCUGCAUGCAGCUAUCGUGACGGAGGUACCCGAUACGUGGAAUACACAGCACCAGAAGACUUCGAACUCGUCGAACCUGAAUACCGUCUUCGUUGGUAUCAAGGAAAAGUGAUGGUGUGCAAGAUCAUUAAACGUCCACGGUGCAACGAGAAGACUCUACGAGUACAAGUUGACGUCACAACUGGAAGUGGGAUUCUGGAAGAAGUGGAAAGCCAAUUGAAGGAUGGACAGAGUCAGAAGACAACGGUUUUCCCGUGGUCCUAG